UGCUGAGAUUGGCGGAGGCGGUCAUGUGGGCGGUCACGUGCUGCGGCGAGCUCCGUCCAAAAGAAAAUGGGGUUUGGUGUAAAUCUGGGGGUGUAAUGUUAUCAUAUAUCACGCUACCUCGUAAAACCGACACUGAAAGCUGCCGGACAACAAAUCACAGGUCAAAAUUAUGAGUUCUUCGUAUUAUGUGAAUGCGCUUUUUAGCAAAUAUACGGCGGGGGCUUCUCUGUUCCAAAAUGCCGAGCCGACUUCUUGCUCCUUUGCGCCCAACUCGCAGAGAAGCGGCUACGGGGCGGGCGCCGGCGCCUUCGCUUCCACCGUACCGGGCUUGUACAAUGUCAACAGCCCCCUCUAUCAGAGCCCCUUCGCGUCCGGGUACGGCCUGGGCGCCGACGCCUACGGCAACCUGCCCUGCGCCUCCUACGACCAAAACAUCCCCGGGCUCUGCAGUGACCUCGCCAAAGGCGCUUGCGACAAGGCGGACGAAGGCGCGCUGCACGGCCCGGCCGAGGCCAAUUUCCGCAUCUACCCCUGGAUGCGGUCUUCAGGGCCCGACAGGAAGCGGGGCCGCCAGACCUACACGCGCUACCAGACGCUGGAGCUGGAGAAGGAGUUCCACUUCAACCGCUACCUGACGCGGCGCCGCCGCAUCGAGAUCGCCCACGCGCUCUGCCUCACCGAGCGCCAGAUCAAGAUCUGGUUCCAGAACCGCCGCAUGAAGUGGAAGAAAGAGCAUAAGGAUGAGGGUCCGGCCGCAGCCCCCGAGGGCGCCGUGCCCGCCGCCGCCGCCGCCGCCGCCGCCGCCGCCAAGGCUGACAAGGCCGAUGAUGAGGACGAAGACGAAGAAGAUGACGACGAAGAGGAGGAGGAAUGAGGGGCCAAGUCGGGGCCCUGGCUGCACCAGACAGUCGGGAAAAGCGUCUUUAGAGACUCAUUGAUUUUAUUUACAAAAGUGGAAAAAAUAAAAAGAAAACGUUAAAAAAAAAAACAAAAAACAACCCAGUCCCCAACCUGCACCCAUCUGCCCCAUUACCCACUCCAGCUCCCAUCUUUUCUGGACCGAGCAGCCGCCUAGACUGGGUCCCCUUGGGGAUCUCUCUGCCCCCAAGGAUCCCCAGCAGACACCCUCCCUAACCCCAGUCCGACCAGCUCUGCGCUGGCACGGCGAAAAUACUACCUAGCACAGGCCUCGGCCAGAGGCACCCCAAACUACCUAUGGGCCCAGCCCCGGUAGGCCUCCACUCCCAGGAAGCCCAGACGUGUCCCAACACUGGCAGACACCCAGCAUCUCCUCCAUACCGGCAAGGACCUGAUUUUCUCAGUACUACCUACUCCUCCCAAACUACCUAUUUUGUGCUCACUGGCUCGCCUGCUACCUAGUGCCGGCCCCUUCCCCCGUCAGGCCCCUCCUGCUUCUGCCUGGCAGCCUUUGGGGUCCC
Messenger RNA from Neomonachus schauinslandi (Hawaiian monk seal), 1439 nucleotides. RefSeq names its product homeobox A7 (gene HOXA7). The coding region runs from base 170 to 874 and encodes 234 amino acids. Lineage: Eukaryota; Metazoa; Chordata; Mammalia; Carnivora; Phocidae. Gene Ontology annotation, molecular function: DNA-binding transcription factor activity, RNA polymerase II-specific; RNA polymerase II cis-regulatory region sequence-specific DNA binding. Gene Ontology annotation, biological process: anterior/posterior pattern specification; regulation of transcription by RNA polymerase II. The record is from RefSeq and is a predicted model, not a curated record. Gene Ontology annotation, cellular component: nucleus. The transcript has 2 exons.